AUGAGUCCGAGCCUCCAGUCCACCUCUGAGGCAUGGAAGACUCAUGACGACUUUCGACAAGAGUGUCCGUGGCUGACGGGAGAGACGUUCUCAGAAGUCACGGAUGUCCUCCUGGAAAAUCCGAACCUCAACUCGACCCACCUUUUCCGGGCAGACAUCUUGUACGACAGCGCGAAGAUCUUGCAGACGACCUCAGAAAAGGAGAAACGAUGCCGGUACCUGGCGGAAAACAACGGCGGAGGACAGAGCGAUUCAGUUUGCCAGGACGGCGACGGACGGGACAAGGCCCCGGGACUCAAAGGUGCAACUCUCGUGAGACAGAUAUACAGGAGACUUAUCCCUCGCAAACCUCGACUUGACCGCCCGCUGGGGCAGUGGUGCUAUGUAUAUGAGCUGUCCAAGACGGCAAAUGUCGACGGCGGCCACGUGGUGAUAUACGCGCCGGACGUCGACAGCGAGGCCGACAUGCCUUGGUAUCAUCCUUCGGUCAAAUCGUUGGCGUACGUGUUCGAGCAAACGACCGACGCGACCACCCUCUCCGUGCACUAUUUCCCAUUUGCUCACUCGGACGACACACCGCCCACUAGACUCCAUCGCACGAUGAUUUCGCUCCUCACGACCUUCGUCAGACUAGCAAAGAACAACCCCAAACUCAAGCCAAAGCACGACGGCGACGAUCGUCAGAACAGACAUACACCUGCAGUCAAUCUCUCCACCGCACCGUCGGCGCUCAAAGACACGAUUCUCCCGCAACACAUCGUCCAAGACACGUACACUCGCUUGAAGCAGCAGUAUGGCUCGGACCUCAUAGCGCGAUGGGUUGAAAAGACGGAGCCUUCAAAGCACGUUUUUGAGGACUUGUCCAUCGCGGCAUUCGUUAUCGAGCUCUGGAAGCAGAUGUACGCGCCCGACGCAUUCCCCGGAUUCGUCGACAUAGCCUGCGGCAACGGCGUGCUCACCUACAUCCUCAUCAAGGAGGGUUACAGCGGCCACGGCUUCGACGCUCGCCGACGCAAGUCCUGGGAUGCCCUGGAAAUGACUGGCCAUCUGUACGAAAUGAUCUGCGUGCCGAAACCGUUCCUGGACGCCACGAGUGCUAUCGAUAAUCUACAUGCCAACAUCAACGUUCACGACGGUCUGUUCAAGCCAGGAACGUUCAUCAUCUCGAACCACGCCGACGAACUCACGCCAUGGACUCCGAUCCUCGCCGCGCUCUCGUGCCCGGAAAGUCCAUUACCAUUUCUCUCCAUUCCCUGUUGUUCGCACGCCCUGAGCGGUGCCAAGCAUCGCUAUUCGCCCAAGGAUGUCAGCCGAUCACAUCCACAUACAACCAGCGUCAACGACAAAGAAGAGCAACCUGCCUCGGGAGACCUGAAGGCUCUCCGUGAAGCCAAGGCAAAGGAAGCGGCUCACAGCGACGACAAGUCCAUGUAUGCGUGUCUGACGCGCAAAGUGGUUGCCCUUGCCGACGAAGUCGGCUUCGACGUCGAGUUGACGCUCAUGCGAAUCCCGAGCACAAGAAAUAUUGGCAUUGUAGGAAACAGGAAAAAGGCUACAACUCGCCGUAGAAACGAUCUGGAGCUGCAGACGGCGAACUUAUCCAUCGACGACGACGUAAAGACCGUUAACGAUAAAAUUCGGGAGCUGGUCGAACGCGAAUGCACAAUGUCAGGAGGCAUUCACCAAGCAGCUACUUUGUGGCUGCAGCGAGCGCAAAGGCUCCAAACAGGCGUCUGCCGAGGGGAAACGUGCUCUUUCGGCAGGGCGUAG
This is a messenger RNA of Exophiala spinifera, 1770 nucleotides long. RefSeq lists its product as uncharacterized. Lineage: Eukaryota; Fungi; Ascomycota; Eurotiomycetes; Chaetothyriales; Herpotrichiellaceae. The transcript has a single exon. Gene Ontology annotation, molecular function: tRNA (uridine) methyltransferase activity. The coding region runs from base 1 to 1770 and encodes 589 amino acids. Gene Ontology annotation, biological process: tRNA methylation. The record is from RefSeq and is a predicted model, not a curated record.